AUGACCCCCUCUUCAGACAAAGAGCUCAACGGGCUAGAUAACCCCAACUUCGUGGGUGAAGGUGGGAGCCACUAUUGCUCCUUGCCGGAUCGUGCUGCCUGGGGCUCAGGAGAAGGCAGGGGCAUGGGCCACGACGACAGCAAGCUUGCCUACACCGUCACAGACGUGCCCCCCUGGUACCUCUGCAUCCUGCUGGGCAUUCAGCAUUUCCUGACAGCCAUGGGAGGUCUCGUAGCCAUCCCGCUGAUCCUCUCCAAAGAGCUUUGCCUCCAGCACGACCUCCUCACCCAGAGCCACCUGAUCAGCACCAUCUUCUUUGUCUCAGGGAUUUGCACCCUGCUGCAAGUCCUCUUUGGAGUCAGGUUGCCUAUUAUUCAAGGAGGCACUUUUGCAUUCCUGACCCCAACGCUGGCCAUGCUGUCUCUCCCCAAGUGGAAGUGCCCUGCCUGGACGCAAAAUGCUACCCUGGUGAAUGCCUCUUCACCAGAGUUCAUCGAAGUCUGGCAGACACGGAUGCGAGAGGUGCAAGGAGCUAUCAUUGUAGCUUCCUGCUUUCAAAUCUUCGUUGGAUUUUCUGGCCUGAUCGGAUUUCUGAUGAGGUUCAUUGGCCCUCUGACAAUUGCUCCCACCAUCACCUUGGUUGCGCUACCUCUCUUUGACUCAGCUGGGGAUGAGGCUGGGCAGCACUGGGGCAUAGCGUUCAUGACUAUUUCUUUCAUAGUUCUGUUCUCUCAGUACCUGAAAGAUGUCCCUGUGCCGCUGCCAUCUUACCAGAGAGGCAAGAAGUGCCACCUCUCCCCGGUCUACCUCUUCCAGAUCUUCCCAGUGCUGCUGGGGCUCUCCCUGAGCUGGCUGCUCUGCUAUGUGCUGACGGUGACUGACGUCCUCCCUGCAGACCCCACCGCCUAUGGCCACCUGGCCCGGACGGACACCCGUGGGGAUGUUUUGUCCCAGGCUCCCUGGUUUCGGCUGCCUUACCCAGGCCAGUGGGGAGUGCCAACCGUCAGCCUGGCUGGGAUAUUCGGCAUCUUAGCCGGGGUGAUUUCCUCCAUGCUGGAGUCCGUGGGAGAUUACUACGCCUGUGCCCGCCUGUCUGGGGCCCCGCCGCCGCCGAAGCAUGCCAUCAGCCGUGGGAUCGGGGUAGAAGGCAUCGGCUGCCUCCUGGCCGGUGCCUGGGGGACGGGGAACGGCACCACGUCGUACAGCGAGAAUGUGGGGGCCCUGGGCAUCACCAAGGUAGGGAGUCGAAUGGUGAUCACUGCUGGUGCCUGUGCCAUGCUCCUGAGCGGCAUCUUCGGGAAAGUCGGAGCGAUGCUUGCCAGCAUACCUACCCCUGUGAUCGGAGGCAUGUUCCUUGUGAUGUUUGGAGUUAUCACGGCAGUGGGGAUUUCCAAUUUGCAGUACACAGAUAUGAACUCCUCCAGAAACAUCUUUGUCUUUGGAUUUUCUGUAUUUGCUGGCCUCACGGUUCCCAACUGGGCAAGCAAAAAUAGUACACUGCUGGAAACAGGAAUCAUCCAGCUGGACCAGGUGAUCCAGGUGCUUCUCACCACUGGCAUGUUCGUGGGCGGACUCCUGGGGUUUAUCCUUGAUAACACCAUUCCAGGAACACAGGAGGAGCGGGGCCUCCUGGCAUGGAAGAACAGCCACAAGGGAGAGGCAGACAACUCUCAGCUCAUUUCCAAGGUCUAUGAUCUUCCGUUUGGCAUAGGCACCAAAUACUGCACUGUCUCUUGGUUUCAGUAUCUCCCCACUUGCCCCAAAAGAUUACCUGGUGGCAAGAGAAUGGACAAACUGAAGGCUGCUGGACAGGAAAGCAGUGUUAAAGCAAGCUCAGAAAGAGACUCUGAGAUAGGUGCUGAUACAAGGAUAUAA
Messenger RNA from Aptenodytes forsteri (emperor penguin), 1875 nucleotides. Its product is annotated as solute carrier family 23 member 1. The record is from RefSeq and is a predicted model, not a curated record. Gene Ontology annotation, cellular component: membrane. The coding region runs from base 1 to 1875 and encodes 624 amino acids. Gene Ontology annotation, molecular function: transmembrane transporter activity. The transcript is spliced from 12 exons. NCBI's taxonomy places the organism in Eukaryota, Metazoa, Chordata, Aves, Sphenisciformes, Spheniscidae. Gene Ontology annotation, biological process: transmembrane transport.